Molecule: messenger RNA, 3935 nt
Organism: Macrobrachium nipponense
Lineage: Eukaryota; Metazoa; Arthropoda; Malacostraca; Decapoda; Palaemonidae
Product: mucin-2-like
Exons: 10
Coding region: 102-3452 (1116 amino acids)
Source: RefSeq, a predicted model, not a curated record
UAUAUAAGCAGAGCCUUUAUACCAAGACGUCUUACUGUUAGUUUGCUAGAUGUGUUAGUUACUUGUCUUGGAGGGAAGAUAGUCAGGCUCCUCAAGACAGUAUGAGGUUACUUACGUUACUCCUAGUCAUUAAGGUGGCUGCGGGACAGCUAUCGCUCGGGAAUGACGUGGAGUUGGUGCCUGCAAUGGCCAACAUGGCCCAGAUCACGAGCCUGGAUGUUCAGUGCGAGAAAUCCGGCAUGACAGUGAACGUUGAAUUUUCACAGCCCUUCGACGGUGUCAUCUUCAGCAAAGGACACUUCUCUAAUCCGGCUUGCCGAUACGUAGAGGCUGAUACCGGUCAGCGUUCUUACAAAUUUGUUGUUCCAAUGGACGGAUGUGGUACCUCAGCGGCGGAGCAGGCUGAAACUACUGUUUCUAACACAGUCAUCUUCCAGAUGGACCCUUCAGUGCAGGAAGUCUGGGAUACAGCCAAAAGGAUUUCCUGCGUCUGGAAAGGUAGUUACAAGAAAGCUGUAAACUUCCAGCCACUACAGGUUUCUAUGCUGGAUGUCGUGCAGACCCGGUUCGAAGGAAAUGAUGUCAAGUGCUGGAUGGACAUCCAGAGAGGAACUUAUCCUAAUACUAAACCAAUGGAUGGCAUCUUGCGUAUAGGAGAACCCUUGACUGUUAUGGUGUACCUGAAAGAGGAGGGACAAAAGCUAGACAUAGCAGUGAGAGAUUGCUGGGCUUAUGGGGAGCCAGAGUUUCAGGAUCCAGACACCCCUAAUCUUCAACUGACUGCUGAUGAUGGAUGUCCGACAAGGAUGAAACUGAUGCACUUUUGGGCAAGAACCUAUGAUACGUUUGACACCGGUGCAUCCCUCAUUGCAUAUACUAACAUGUCUGCUUUCAAGUUUCCUGAUCGUAUGCAAGUUUUCUUAACAUGUAAUGUUCAGAUUUGCACAGACAGAUGCGAAAAUCGAUGCCUUAGCGAACCCAGUGAACCAGUUACAUUUACAACAGACUACAAUAUUAUUAAAGUGACAACCCCACUAUCCAUUACCAAGCCCCCACCACCUCCACCUUUAUGCAGAGCAGGUUCUAAAGACCCUAGAUGUCAAACACAACCAACAUGUUACCCUGGGUCACCUGAUCCACUUUGCAAACCAAAGCCAACAUGUUUUCCAGGGUCAACAGAUCCAGCUUGUCUGAUUCCAACAAAACGACCAUCAAUCAAAUUUACUCCUCCUCCAACAUUCUCCUGCAUACCAGGAUCUACAGAUCCACGUUGCGUAAUAAAAACUACAAGGAAACCAACAACUCCAUUCAUUUGCCAUGAAGGUUCAACAGAUCCUCGCUGCAUAAAACUUACAACUCCUCAGCCAACAACUCAAUUCAAAUGUCUACCAGGAGUUAGAGAUCCCCGGUGUCGUUUGACAACUACGCCUAGGCCAACAACUCCAACGCCUGCUUUUACACCAUUUUUCUGCAUUCCAGGAUCAAAAGAUCCCAGAUGUCUUCCAACCACAACAGAACAAAAACCUACUACAGAUAUUAUUUGUAAACCAGGAUCAUAUGAUUCACAAUGCAUCAAGCCAUCAACUUCAAAGCCACUUUUAUGUCUUCCUGGAUCAAAAGACCCAAGCUGUCUACCAUCCCCAACACCGUUCAGAUGUUUCCCUGGUUCAACAGAUCCCAGAUGCCCUCAGCCUACUACCCCCCAACUUACAACUGUACCAACAACAACAUUCUCAUGUUUCCCUGGAUCAACAGAUCCUAGGUGCCCGACUACUAUUACCAUACCAACAAUUGCACCAUUCAGGUGUUUCCCUGGAUCAAGAGACCCCAGAUGCCUUCAGCCCACUACAUCUCGUCCUACUACAGCAUUCACAUGCUUCCCUGGCUCAACAGAUCCUAGGUGUCCUCAGCCCACUACAUCUCGUCCUACAACGCCAUUCCGAUGCUUCCCUGGCUCAACAGAUCCUAGGUGCCCUCAGCCCACUACAUCUCGUCCUACAACACCAUUUACAUGCUUCCCUGGCUCAACAGAUCCUAGGUGUCCUCAGCCCACUACAUCUCGUCCAACAACACCAUUUUCAUGCUACCCUGGCUCAACAGAUCCUAGGUGUCCUCAGCCUACUACAUCUCGUCCUACAACGCCGUUCAGAUGCUUCCCUGGCUCAACUGAUUCUAGGUGUCCUCAGACCACUACACCUCGUCCCACUACUAGACCAACCACGCCAUUCCAAUGCUUCCCCGGUUCAAAAGAUCCUAGGUGCCCACAGCCCACAACAUCUCGUCCAACAACACCAUUUUCCUGCUACCCUGGUUCAACAGAUCCUAGGUGUCCAAAGCCCACUACACCGUUCACAUGCUACCCUGGCUCAACAGAUCCUAGGUGUCCUAAGCCCACAACAUCUCGUCCUACUACGCCAUUCAGAUGCUUCCCUGGCUCAACUGAUUCUAGGUGUCCUCAGACCUCUACACCUCGUCCAACUACUAGACCAACCACACCAUUCAGAUGCUUCCCAGGUUCUACAGAUCCCAGGUGCCCUCAGCCUACUACCAUACUAACCACACCAUUCAGUUGCUUCCCUGGAUCAACAGAUCCUAGGUGUCCACAACCUACCACUCCUCAAUCAACAACACCAUUCAGAUGUGUAGCAGGAUCAAGAGAUCCAAGAUGUCUUCAGAUUACAACUCCAAGUUCUCCUCUCCCACCUACAACACUUCCUAGAUGUUUACCAGGUUCUAGAGAUCCUCGUUGUCCGCAGACAGUCACUCCAUUUGUUUGCACUCCAGGGUCCAAAGAUCCUAGGUGUAUUCAACCUACUACCCGUCCUACUACAACUACCACAACUCGACCAACUCCUAGACCAACGCCAAGACCUACCACCCAAAUUAGUGAUGGUACUGGAGAACAACCAGUCUCAACUAAGAUGCCCGGAAAGGACCAAGAUUUCCAUGGUGACAAGGACCCAAAAUACCAUGCUUUCCAUUCUUGGUUAUACCUGCCUCCUCCUCGCCCUAGGAGUCACGUGGGCCGACGUUCCGUGGCCAGCCCAGAAACCCUGAUGGUGAACGUUGGCGUCCAACAACUUGUCAGUGGGCCAGAGUCCACGACAGGGAAAAUUACCGUGGACCUAGACGGAGAUAAUCUUUUCUUGGAAAUUGCCGAGUCAACCAGAGUCAUCUUGCCAAUGAGGGAAGCACUGCCUGUGGUAGAGGAUGUAGCGCUUGAUUACGGCGAGGAGAUAGAAAACCACAGAGUGAGGAGAAACAGCGGAAUGAAGGAAUUCGCUGCACCAAAGAGCGCACCAUCCCCGGUAUCUUGGACUCCUUUGUCAGUGGCCCCUGCUCUUCUGCUAGCUAUUUUGGCUGUGGCUACGGUUGCAGGGUUGGCCGUAGCCUUUCGAAAGCUUGCCGAUCGCAGGCCGAAGGAGAGGCCAGCCACUGUUUACUGCGCAUAAACGUGGAAAAAUAACAGGGGAAAAGUAUAUAUAUUUUUUCUAUGGACUGAACGUUGAAACAAUGCAUCAUGAUAUGCGUUUUCAUUUGUGUUUAAUCUAAUUUUAAAAUUACAAUUUUGAUUUAUUGAUAAGUAUAAGUAAAAAAAAAUCAUAGAUAUUAAUGAGUAUUCGGUGUCUGUGAGCGGGCUCAUUGACAUUUAAUGUCUCACAUGAAUAUGUUGAAUUUUCAGUGUUUAUAUUUGUUAUUUUCUUGACCAACAAACGAUCAUUUAUUUCCUGAUCGUUCCUGCACGGUAAACAAAAACACUAAGUGGUAUUUCGAUUUUAACUGAAAACGAAAAAUGUAAUCCAAGAAUUUUUUUAUUCGGUAAAAUAAAGAUUUUUUUAAUAUAACUAAUUUCCUUUCGUUUGUCAGCUGGCUGAACAGGUGGAAGGAAUAUCUUUUUUUUACGUAACAGUAUUUCAUGAUAUAUAUAAUAUAAU